This is a messenger RNA of Falco peregrinus (peregrine falcon), 8045 nucleotides long. RefSeq names its product plexin C1 (gene PLXNC1). Gene Ontology annotation, molecular function: protein binding; semaphorin receptor activity. Gene Ontology annotation, biological process: regulation of cell shape; regulation of cell migration; semaphorin-plexin signaling pathway involved in axon guidance. Gene Ontology annotation, cellular component: semaphorin receptor complex. The transcript has 31 exons. Lineage: Eukaryota; Metazoa; Chordata; Aves; Falconiformes; Falconidae. The record is from RefSeq and is a predicted model, not a curated record. Bases 352 to 4857 code for a protein of 1501 amino acids.
GCCCCCGGCCCCCCCACAGGCCGGCGGGCCCCCGCGCCGCCACCGCCCCCCGUCCGCGGCGAGGCGGGCCGGCGGGGCCGGGGGGCGGAGGGGGAGCGGCGGCGCACGGCGGCGAGGUGGCUCGGCAGCCCUGCCGGAGGAGCCCGGCCCACCUCUCCCGUGCUGGCACCCCCCUCCUCCCCGCCCCGAAAGAGGAACUCCCCGCCCGCGCGCAGCCCGGCCGCGGCGGAGGGAGAAGCCGCGGCGGCGGCAGCGGCAGCGCGCCCGGCCCCUCGGCACAGCAUGGCGCAGCAGCGCCCGCCGCCCGCCGCCGCCUGAGGCGCCCCGCGGCGCCGAGCCGAGCCCGCGCCCAUGGCGGCGCCGCCGCCCGCCCUCAGCUGGGCGCUGCCCCUGCUGGCGGCGCUGGCGGGCGCCGGCGGCCCCCAGAGCUUCGAGCUGCCGGGGGCCCCCAUCGACAACAUCGAGGUGAGCGGCGGCGGCGUGCUGGUGGCGGGCGGCAGCUGCCUCUACGAGCUGCGGCCCGAGCUGCGGCCCCGCCGCCGCGUGGUGCCGGCGGCGGCGGGGCAGGGCUGCGGGGAGCCCCCCGGCGUGCGCAGCAACCUGCUGCUGCCCUACGAGGAGGCCGGCGGGGAGGGCGUCCUGCUGGCCGGCUGGACCCAGAAGGACGGCACCUGCCAGGUGUGGGAGCAGCCGGCCUACCGGCAGCGCCUCAACCGCAGCGAGGUGGUCAGCUGCCUGCCCGACGGCUCCACCGCCGGCGUCGUCUUCCAGCUGGCUGGCGCCUGGUACCUGGCCGUGGCAGCCACCUACUCGGCCGGCCCCUAUGGGAACCAUCUGGGCUGCGAGCCUUCCCAGUCGGACGAGGCGACCGUCAUCACGGUCCGCAGCAUGGACAACCUGGAGUCCAAGGAGGAGCUGGGCAUCAUCAAGCGCAAGGAGGAGCCUUUGCACUUUGUUGAUGCGCUCCGGUGGGGGGAUCACCUCUUCUUUCCCUACUACAGGUUGAAGGCCAGGUUGGGUGAGGACUCGGAGCCACCGAGCAUGGCUGUCCUGCACCAGCUGCGCCCCUCAGACGGUGGCCUCGCUUUGCAAGGGCAUGUGUAUUUGGACUGUGGGUGCAGGAGCCUCAUUGUUUCCUCCAGCCUUGUCCGUCAGGGUGAGCAAGGCUGGUGGGUGGGUGUUUUCCGCCACAGCCGUGGCACCAAGGCCUGGAACGCCACUGCCGUCUGCAUCUUUGGGAUGGAGGAGAUGAAGAAGCAAGCCUGUGCAUCCACACACUUCGUCAUGAACGGGGAGAGCUGUGAGGCACGAUCAAUCAAGAAACUACCUACCUUGAUUCACUCUGGAUUAGUGGCUGUUUAUGGCACAGUUGUUUUGGAUCAGAUAGUUCUCUUUUUGGGAACAGAUGAUGGACAGUUACUGAAGGCUGUUCUUAAUGAGGAUAUGGAAUCUAAUUGCCCAGAGGUUUUAUAUGAAAUUAAGGAAGAAACCUCCAUUUUCCCCAAACUUCGACUUGAUCCAGUAGAUAAUAACUACAUCUAUCUGUCCUCUGCCAAUAAGGUGAGGAGAAUACCAGUUGCAAAUUGCAGUAGAUACAUUUCUGAGCAAGAAUGCUUAUCUGCGAAGGAUCCCUACUGUGGGUGGUGUUCUUUGAGUCGCAGGUGCACAUUAAAAGAAAAUUGUACACGUUCAAACAGCAUAAAGGGUUGGUAUAACAUUUCACAUGCACCUGAUAAAGAUCUGAAAAUCCUGCUAAGUCUCCCUGCCAAAAAUCAGGUUGCUGUGGCUGCAAGCAUAAGCAAAAUCCUUACUUCCUGUACAAUAAAAGUUGUAACACCUGUUGAAAUAUUUUAUGAAAACGUAGUGCUGAAAAAUUCAUCCUGCUUCUGCAAUCUAACCACUCCAGCGAUAUCUGAUCAUGAUUGUCUAGUUCUUGAAGCAUCGCUGUCCUCAAGCUCUUGGAAUAUCACACAAACAUUUCAGCUGAAAAACUGCUCACGAUGUAUACACAAGGGUGAGUGUGCCAGCUGUAAACAGACGCGUGUCUCUCCUGCCACCACCUGCCAGGAUAGUUGUAAUGCAGCUGCUUCCGAGGGGAUCGCCACUACGCAGAAAACAGAGCUUAUCAGCAUUCAUUCCAUUGAACCUCUGUGGAUUUCUACGUUAGGCAAAAGUGAAAUAACAGUCAAAGGAGAAAACUUUACACGUGCAUCGGGCAUAAAACUGAUACUGACUGGAAUCACAGGCUGUAAGCCAGACAUCAUUAAGGUUAGAAGUGUGCUAAAUGAUACACAAAUGACAUUUGCUCUCCCACCAACACGUAAAGAGGCCAAACGUAUAUGUAUACAGGCUAAUGGAGAAAAAUGCUCACCACCAAUGACCCUGCAUUAUGUUUCACUGCCAUCAUGUUUUGGAAUCACACCCAACACUUCCUGGAUUAGUGGUGGUCGCAAAAUUACUACGAUUGGUAGAAAUUUUAAUGUGGUGGACAGUGUGAUUAUUUCAGAUGACCAGAGAUCAAACCUCACCGUCUCUAGGUGUCCUGGAAAUGAAUCUGAAUAUCAUUACUUAACACCAAGCCUGGGCCAUGCAACGGAGGGUAAAGUUGUUGAUAUGAUGUUAAAAGUGGAAACUACCUUUAUACCAUGCGUCAAAUUACACUAUCACCCUGACCCAGUGUUCAUUAACUACCAGCUGCACACUGAGCUGGAUCCUGAUCUGGAAUUAAAAAUAUAUAAAGAAAAUGACAACUUGAAUAUUUCUAAAACUGAGGUAGAAGUUUAUCUGUCAUAUAUGAAUGGUGCACAGACCAAAAAGAUAUGGUUCAGUGUCCAAAAUAUUACCAAAAAGCCAGACCGUAGCACUAUACUGUGCAAAUUCAAAAGGGAAGGAACAGACAAGAUUGACUUUUCCACGGUGAAAGUUUUUGUCAAAUUAGGAAAUUUUGAGCAUGAAGUCAAACCAACAUCAUCACACAUAUAUUUAUAUGUUCUUAUUUUGCUACCUAUUGUAGUGGGUGUCAUUAUAGCGGCAUUCAUAGUUACUAGAUACAAAUCCAAAGAGUUAACUCGUAAACAGAGUCAGCAACUUGAACUGCUGGAAUAUGAGAUUCGGAAGGAAAUACGUGAGGGAUUUGCUGAGCUGCAGAUGGAUGAAUUAGAUGUGGUGGAUAGUUUUGGAACUGUUCCCUUCCUUGACUACAAACACUUUGCUCUUAGAACUUUCUUUCCAGAGUCAGGAGGCUUUGCAUCCAUCUUCAGUGAAGACAUGCCACAGAGCAGAGACCAAACAAGCAAGGACGAAAGCUUCAACAUGUUGCAUGCUUUAAUUUGUAACAAGAACUUUCUUGUUACUCUCAUUCACACCCUUGAAAAGCAGAAAAAUUUCUCUGUGAAAGACAGGUGCUUGUUUGCAUCCUUCUUGACUAUUGCACUACAAACUAAGCUAGUUUAUUUAACCCAUAUUUUGGAAGUGUUGACAAAGGACUUGAUGGAGCAGUCAAGCAAUGUACAGCCUAAGCUCCUGCUCAGGCGAACAGAAUCUGUGGUAGAAAAACUGCUGACAAACUGGAUGUCUGUCUGCCUUUCUGGAUUUCUUCGGGAGACGAUUGGUGAACCUUUCUAUUUGCUAGUGACAACCCUCAAUCAGAGGAUAAACAAAGGCCCUGUUGACGCGAUAACUUGCAAAGCCCUGUACACGCUUAACGAAGACUGGCUGCUGUGGCAAGUGUCUGAGUUCAAAACAGUGACAGUGAACGUUAUCUUUGAAAAAAUCCCAGAAAAUGAGAGUGGAGAUGCCUGUCAAACUAUCCAAGUUAAUGUUCUGGACUGCGACACCAUAGGCCAAGCCAAGGAGAAGAGCCUUCAGGCUUUCCUUAAUAAGAAUGGCUUUCUCUAUGGUCUUCAGCUGGAUGAAAUUGGUCUUGAACUUGUGUCUGAAGAGCAGCAAAGAGAACUGUUAGAUAUUGAUGGUUCCUCAGAGGUGAUGGAGGAUGGGAUAAGGAAGCUAAAUACCAUUGGUCAUUAUGAGAUUUCAAAUGGAGCCACCGUAAAAGUCUUUAAAAAGAAGGCAAACACCCGAUCAGAUGUGGACUACUCGGAUGAACACUGUCAUUUGAUUUUACCAGACUCUGAAGCAAACAAGGAUGUGAAAGGAGGAGGUCACAAAGGAAAGCAAAAAUUCAAAGUGAAAGAAAUGUACCUGACAAAGCUUCUGUCAACUAAGGUUGCAAUUCAUUCAGUUGUUGAAAAGCUCUUCAGGAGCAUUUGGAGUUUACCCAACAAUAAAGCACCUGUUGCCAUCAAGUACUUUUUUGACUUUCUGGACGCCCAGGCUGAGAGCAAAAAAAUUACUGACCCUGACGUGGUUCACAUAUGGAAAACCAACAGUCUUCCUCUUCGCUUCUGGGUGAACAUACUGAAGAAUCCCCAGUUUGUCUUUGAUAUUAAGAAGACUUCGCAUAUAGAUGGCUGUUUGUCUGUAAUCGCACAAGCUUUCAUGGAUGCCUUUUCUCUAGCAGAACAGACUCUGGGGAAGGAAGCACCAACAAAUAAACUUCUCUACGCUAAGGACAUUCCACUCUACAAGAAGGAGGUGAAAGCAUACUAUAAAGCCAUCAGGGAUCUGCCUCCGCUGACCACUUCAGAGGUUGAAGAAUUUCUAACUCAGGAAUCUAAGAAACAUGAAAAUGAAUUUAAUGAGAAAGUGGCCUUGAUUGAAAUCUACAGAUACGUAGUGAAAUACUAUGAUGAGAUUGUCAGCAAACUCGAGCGAGAACGGGGGUUUGAAGAAGUCCAGAAACAGCUCCAGCAAGUAAAAGCCUUAUUUGAUGAAAAGAAAAAAUGCAAAUGGCUUUGAGCAGAGCACUGGCUCACAGCAUCACUGUGGGGGAUUUUAAAAAAGUGCUACUGCUCCCAGAACUGUUUUGACUGACUGUAUUUACAGGGUUUGAAACAUUUGGACACUUCUCCACUCUGACCAUUCCAAUUUAUGUCUGCGUUUGGGACUGAAGUACGGGCAGGGUUACAUAUUCAAACAUGGGCAUGUGAAUGCGAAAGCGAGUCUAGCGUUGGCAGGACCAGCAUUUUUAGGUACUUGAACACACAUACCUUUUGGUUUAAAAAUACAGCCUAAGUAAGCUUUCUGCUUACUUAAAACCAAGCUCAUAGGAGAUGUGCAAAACACACUGCAAGUUCAGAGCUGCCUGUGUGAACUUGUAAGUUGCCUGCCUCUUUUUUUUUUUUAAGAGAGAAAGCUGAUGUUUUGCCACAUACUUCCAAACUGUAAGGAUGAGCUCCGGCUUCAGAAUACGGGUCAGCUGCAGUUUCCUUCCUUCCAGACAAAUGUACACUGGUUCCUGUUUGGAGAAAAAAGAAAAAAACCCAACAAAACAACAGCACCAAAGCAACACUUAGGACAAGUGUGUUUGUUUAGCAGAAAAAGUGGGUUUGAGGUUUGAAGGCAGAUGCCGCAUGGCAGGACGUACUUACCUUUCUUAGGUUAGAAAUUCCACAUGCAAAGCAAAGCCAGCCACUGAGCAAGGGAGAGGCUUUUGGGGAAAGGCACUAGACGGGCAUCAGUCUGUGUUUACAUUGCUACCGUUCCAUCCUUAAAUAAGCUGUGAAACACCCGUGAGCAGCUUCACAGGUGAAAUCUCCGUGCAGCUGCAGUGUGUGGGGACACCCUGAUUUGAUGAAGCAGUCGACGAUGGCUGCACUUCGGUGCACAAACCUGUCCUCAGGUGCGUGGUCAGCCCAUGGGUCAGUGCUGGCAGUCCUGGCAGGUCUUGCCAUCUGUAUACAAGGGCCUCCCAACUCUGAAGCCAGCAUAUUUUUUUUCAGGUUGAUCUGCGCAAAGACUUUGUCAAAAGAGGGUUAGGUUAAUAAUACGUAGGAACAGCAGGGCCGGUGUAAUCUCCGACUGUCUGAGAAACUGAUGCAAACGUGACAGCUAGGGCCGGAUGGGGAGGGGGUAGCUGCCUGCCGUGGUCCUGCUGGGGGCGUGGGUUUGCGAGGCGUGGGCAUUUCAAAAGGAGGGUGGCCAUUACAGUUGCUGCGGUGGCUAAAGUCAGCCCCGCUGGAGGGCGGGUGUGUGGCCAUGCUGCUGAGAUGGGGCUGCAGCGGGGCUGCCGUGCGAGGCCGUGGAGCGGCAGCCGUGGCUCUAGCUCUAGCACCCACUGCAAAGCCCAAGUGUUGUGUUGCUGUGGAGUCUGCUCCGGUCGCGCAGAGGCACCUGGGCAGGCCUCCACCCGUCCCUGGAUGGAGGGAAGGCGCCGAUGAGACAGACGUUUCCACGUGUUUCCGGAGGGGUCCACCCCUGGAGGUGAGUGGCGUAGCGCGGUGGCCCACGGGAGCGGGAAGAGCUGUCGCUGCCUUGGCAGGGGCGAGUGCGCCAUGGGCUGCGAACAGUGCAGAUGGCCCAAGUUCAGUACAGAAAGCCUGUGCUGGGCUGUGACCAGCCGGGGACACCUACGUGUGGGGCUCCCGAGCAGCGGAGCGAACCAGUCAUUUAUUGUCACAUGCUGCUGCUUUGGAGGAGCCCAAAGGCUGCAGCACAACGGCUCUAAAGCCGGCUGCUUCAGUGGCAGAGGCCACCAGCAGCUGGUACCAGGCUCAACUCCGGAGCACGUUGCUGACCAUGCUUUGGCAGAAGCAAGGCCGGCUGUUAACGUGGAUGAAAGCAAACACAAAAACACGUUGCCUACUGGUCUGCCCCCUCCCUACCCUGCGAUUGCACAAGUUGUACCUCUUGCGUAUCAGAGAGGGCAGCCACCAACCCAUACUGUGAUGGCUUGCUUUUUUUUUUUUUUUUUUUUUUUUAAAUUUAAGGCUUACACUCGCUAUUAAGUUUACACUUUAUACUUGAUGGAAUGUAUGGCUUUGUUCAGGAAACUGCACUACAGUGUUGCAGUACUUUCAGCAGUUCUCUUCUCUGCCUGGCACAAUAUAUUUUGAUAAGUUUAAUUUUAAUUGGAGAAAAAGUCCCACCCCAACCCUAACCUAUCUUGCCCUCUGUCCUGAAGAAGUGGACCAUGGCUUGAGUAGCACUUAAGCUUAGCAUACACGUACCUUAAGGGCUCAGUUUUUAUCCUUCCUAACCCAACGUUUUGAAGCAGCAUCAAAUAAAUAAAAAAAGCACAGUAAUUAAAGGAGGGGCAUGAGCAGAUUUUCCAGCUAGACAGCUGUCUCAGCAGUUCUGUUCCAUUCCAGGUGUUUGCUGGCAGUGCAUUUGAAUUAACUGUGAUAGUUUUGUUCAACAGUAACUUUCUGUACAGGCAGAAAAAAACAAAACCACCAACAUUUCUGCUUGAAAAGCUGUAAAAUAUAAUCUGUUUGCGUGGGUCUGAUCCUGUGAACUUCACUAUAUGUGUUUAUAUGAUGGGGAAACAAAAAUCAGUCCUAUUCUGUAUUUGUACUACUGCUUGUUUGCUACAAUAGCUUUAAUUAUUUCUAGAGAUUAAGUAUGUGUUGAAGCAGGCCCCGUAGCUUUAGCCUACAGCCUGGAAUAGGAUUAUUGCCUUUUAUUCAAGCCUCCUAAACAGCGUCACUCUGUUAGUAAACCAUUUAAAGUCAUGCCGAGACUUCGUAACCCAUCAAGUGGAUCUCACAAAGUGAUGUGAAGUAUAAUUAAGUGAUUGUGGCUCUUUUGGUAGGUUUGAGUCAGCACACAAAACAUUGGCACAUCUUCUACAUCUGCAAUGCACUGUUUACACGGACCAAAAAAACAACCUCUGACUAAAGCUGUAUUAAUUAUGGCAACCCAACAAUUCUAAUCGCAUCCUCUGAACUGAAAGCAAACUUCUCUUUAACUUAUUUUCAUAUGUUUACAGGCAAACUGCUAUGGCAAACAGCAUAUUUUCUAACACUAGCUUACAGAGCAUUAUUUUGCAGUCAUCUAGUUUGAAGUCAAAUCUUACUAAUGUGUAAAGUAAUUCCUGUUGUACAGAAGUUAAUCUGUUGUUUAAAAUGAAUGGUUUAAAAAAAGUGCAAAUGACAAAUGUUGGUGUUUGUAUGGGUUUAUCUAGAAUAAAAUGCAUUUGGAGGUUA